GAAUUUCAAGAUUAUGGCAGCAUUAGCACCUGGGAUUUUGUUGAAGUUGCUAAAUGGGAUGAAAUCAGGGGUGAAGCCUACAAGUGAACAUAGGAGUUCACUUUUGCAGGUUACUGAUAUUGUUCCUGCAGAUCUUGAUGAGAAGAAUUUAUGGCCAAAGCAUGGAUUUUUCAUCAAGGUAUCGGAUUCUUCACAUUCCAUUUAUGUAAGUCUUCCAGAUGAGCAAGAUGAUUUGGUUUUAAGCAAUAAAAUGCAGCUAGGACAGUUCAUUUAUGUUGAUAGAUUAGAGCCCGGUUCGCCUGUUCCUGUUGUUAAAGGUGCUAAGCCUCUUCCUGGGAGGCACCCACUUGUGGGAACUCCAGAACCAUUAAUGGGGUUGAGAGAAAAAGGCGAGAAAGUUGAACGAAAAUUCAAUCAGAGUCAGUCAGCUCCAAGAAGGGGUUCUUGGGGAAUAGGCCAAAAUGGGGUAGAAGUUGUUGCUUCAUCUCCUCAAGUUUUGAAGCCAGUUCCUAUUGAUUUCGAUCAAUGUACACCGAUAAAAGAGAGGUCUAGUGCUGUCAAAUUUGCGCGAAUUAUUCCAAUGUCACCUCUUAUUCGGGGAAAAUUCUCCAAAGAUGGAGGAGCUAGUGGUGGGAUGGUAAGGUCAUCAGCCGGUGGCGCGUUGUUGUCUAAAUUGAUGGAGGCUAAAGGGGAAAGUCCUUCUAUGGUGAGAAAAAGUUGUGCUACCCCUAGCAUGAUGAAGUUUCCAAGGAGUAGAAGUGUAACAGAUCGCGAUCGAGAACAAAGAAUUGUCAAUUCACCUUUAAACUCAGCUACACAGGAGAAGAAAAGUUCAACCCCACCACCUAGUUUACGGAGUGCACGAAUGGCAGCUUCACCAACAGUAGGCAGAGAUUCUCAAAGACUUCCCAAUUCGAAAAAGUCGUCUCAAGAACAACAACAAUCUCAGCCUAUUGAUUCUUUACCUCAUGACAACACUAGUCUGACUGUUAAUCUGCCUGGAAAACUUAGUAUGUUGGGAAAGGAAGCUGUACAACAAAGGGAAAAUGCACAGAAAAUUGCUCUUCAAGCACUAAGGGAUGCAUCAGCUACAGAAAAUCUCGUGCGGUCUCUAAAGGUGUUUUCGAACUUGAGUAGAGCUGCGAAACCUGAUGCACCAACAGCCUGUUUUGAUCAAUUUCUUGAAUUUCAUGAACAACUUGUGCAAGCUGUUGCAGAAAUGGUAUCCAUUCAAGCAGCAACAGCUUCAAACGAAACGUCACAAACUCCAAAAGCUGAACAAGAGAAUGGUGGUGCCCCUAUUCUACACGAAAUAGUGCAGAAUUCACUGGAAGAAUCACGAGACAAUGAAUCAAAUGCAUCGAAGAGGAGAGCUGCACUUUACAAAUCCAUUGCAGUCUUUCCUGAAAGGAGCGAUCAAAAAUCAAUUCUUGGAAAGCAUUUGAGAUCAACAUCAAAGGCAAUAAAAGGAGUAUUAAAUACUAGCAUAAAUGAGAACGACGAGAACAAGAAACCAGCUUCUUCUUCGAUAAGCAGCAGCAUUUCCAAUACAAUCAAAUUGGGAAAGCAGAUUGAGAGUGAAUCAGGAAGUUGGUUUAUGGAUUUUCUUGAAAAGGCACUGGAGAAAGGGCUGAAAAAGGUCAAAGGAAAAGCAGCAUCAGAUUCUUCAAGCAAAGUCCCUCAAUCACUCUUGCUUAAAGUGAUCAAUUGGGUAGAGGUGGAACAGUUUGAUUCAAAUAAACGCGCUAUUCAUCCUAAAGCUGGACAAAUCGCCAGAAAGUUGAGGAUCAAGGUCAAGAAUCCCUGAGAAAAGCAGUAUCUUCUGUUUAAGAAACUCAGAUUUAUUGUAUUUGUAUCAAUCAUUCUUUGAUAAGUUUGUGGAGACUGUUGUU
This is a messenger RNA of Solanum verrucosum, 1892 nucleotides long. RefSeq lists its product as uncharacterized. Lineage: Eukaryota; Viridiplantae; Streptophyta; Magnoliopsida; Solanales; Solanaceae. The transcript has 4 exons. Bases 14 to 1807 code for a protein of 597 amino acids. The record is from RefSeq and is a predicted model, not a curated record.